GCGAGCAACGUCGUCUUCUUGCCGGGGCCAGUAGCGGUAGCUGCAGAGCCGACAGGAGUGGCUGCCUGUGGGGCAUGGAAGCAGCCUCCCCUGUAGCCCAGAGAGAAGCGAGCGUGCCCGGCUGCCUGUGACCUAGGCGUCAGGCUGCUGUCCCCUGCCUGGGGAGCUCAUCAUCCACAGAGAGAUCUCUCCUUUCCUUCUCUUCCAAAUCUCCCUCUGCAAGGCCGGCUGAAGCCAGGAGCCAAACCAGAGGGGAACAUGGAACUGCUGUCCACCCCCCACAGCAUCGAGAUCAACAAUAUCACUUGCGACUCCUUCCGUAUCUCCUGGGCCAUGGAAGACAGUGACCUGGAAAGGGUCACUCAUUAUUUCAUUGACCUCAACAAGAAGGAAAACAAGAACUCCAACAAGUUCAAGCACCGGGAUGUCCCCACCAAGCUCGUGGCCAAGGCAGUGCCUCUGCCCAUGACGGUGAGAGGCCACUGGUUCCUGAGUCCCCGUACAGAAUACAGUGUGGCUGUGCAGACAGCGGUAAAGCAGAGUGACGGCGAGUACCUGGUGUCUGGCUGGAGUGAGACUGUGGAGUUCUGCACGGGAGAUUAUGCCAAGGAGCACCUUGCCCAGCUGCAGGAGAAGGCUGAGCAGAUCGCUGGCCGCAUGCUCCGCUUCUCUGUCUUCUACCGCAACCAUCACAAGGAGUACUUCCAGCAUGCCAGGACCCACUGCGGGAACGUGCUGCAGCCUUACCUGAAGGACAACAGUGGCAGCCACGGCUCCCCCACCAGUGGCAUGCUGCAUGGUGUCUUCUUCAGCUGCAACACGGAGUUCAACACAGGCCAGCCCCCACAGGACUCCCCUUAUGGCCGCUGGCGCUUCCAGAUCCCUGCCCAGCGCCUCUUCAACCCCAGUACCAACCUCUACUUUGCGGACUUCUACUGUAUGUACACAGCCUACCACUAUGCCAUCCUGGUACUGGCACCCAAGGGCUCCCUGGGGGACCGCUUCUGCCGUGACCGUCUGCCCCUCCUGGACAUUGCCUGCAACAAGUUCCUGACCUGCAGUGUGGAGGACGGGGAGCUGAUCUUCCGCCAUGCUCAGGACCUCAUCCUGGAGAUCAUCUACACCGAGCCGGUCGACCUGUCCCUGGGCACACUGGGAGAGAUCAGCGGGCACCAGCUCAUGAGCCUGUCCACUGCUGAUGCCAAGAAAGAUCCCAGCUGCAAGACCUGUAACAUCAGCGUGGGCCGCUAGGGACUCCUGGGGAGCUGGAGGCCUGGGGAGAGAUGGCAGGAGGGCGGGGAAUGUGUGGCUUAGGCUUGGGGAGCUGGCUUUCUCUCCCCUCCCCCUGCUCCCUCCACUCUGUCCAUCCACCCCUCUCCCACCCCGUGUUGGAGACAACAGAAGGUGGUCCUCCUAGUUAGCAUGGCCCAUUUCAGGCCUGGUGGACUUGGGGUGGGGGGGGGGGUUUCUCAGCAGGAGAUAACUUCCUUUUCUGUUUUCCUCUUCUGUUUGGGGGCCUCAAGCAGGCCUCCAUCUCCCAAAGUCCUCCCUGCCUCCUGGGCCAAAGCCCGUGUGUGACCUGGCCUCCAUGUAGAUGCAGAAGGUUGUGGGGCACCUUCUUCUUAGCCCCGCCCACCCCACUCAGGGCCACCUCAGACAGCACCCUCCCUACUCAGCUGGGCCCCGAGGUCUGACUCCUCCAGGCCAGGACCCUCCCUCUAUAAAUAACGUCCCGCACUGCUGCCGCCUCACCCUGGCUGCUCCUUCCCACCC
Messenger RNA from Peromyscus eremicus (cactus mouse), 1773 nucleotides. RefSeq names its product phytanoyl-CoA 2-hydroxylase interacting protein (gene Phyhip). The transcript is spliced from 5 exons. Gene Ontology annotation, cellular component: cytoplasm. The record is from RefSeq and is a predicted model, not a curated record. NCBI's taxonomy places the organism in Eukaryota, Metazoa, Chordata, Mammalia, Rodentia, Cricetidae. Gene Ontology annotation, molecular function: protein binding. The coding region runs from base 259 to 1251 and encodes 330 amino acids.